AACCUAGCGAAUUUCUUGAUUUUGAUUCAGAAAGUUGUGUAAUCUCAUAGAAUAAGUAGGUAAGCUUGCAAAGCACUGGUGAGUAUUGACUUGUUGGCUUUGCUGUGUAAUGAAUAAAGAUUAUGGAGAGAAAGCUGCCACACAGCGAUUAGAUUAACACCAACAUUGCACAGCAGUGUGACACUUAGUUUCCUAUGAGAGAAAUAUAUAAUUGUUUAAAAUGGAGACCGGAGUUAAACAAAUAAAACGAAAAGACGCAACUAAGGAGAAAUCAAAAUUGCCGAAAACUGCAUCAGAGGAGAAAGAAAGUGAGCCAAAAGGAAAAAGCAAAUAUGGGCCCAUGCCAUCAUUUCCGUACCAACGAGUGUUUACCCGAGGCAUUCUGAUAUUAGGGGUUCUGACAGUAGUGUAUUUUGGGACAAAGGAUGGUAGAGAAGUUGCACUUGCCAAGCAAAAGGAAGUAGUUCAUCACCGAGCACAGGAUAUCACUUGUUCAGAUGACUACAAGGCUGAACUUGAAACAUUUUCUGGUUGUGUGCCAAAGCGUUGUGGUCGUUUGGUAUCCGAUAAACUGGUAUCAGGAAGUGAAGCAGAUGCUCUCCUGAGCAUUGCAAAGCGUGGCAUGGCUCUAGGAGGAUCUCAGGGAGGGGCAACUAUACUAGAUUUGCAUUCAGGUGCACUCUCACAGGGCAAGAACUUCAUCAAUAUCUACCAACUCAACAGUGCCAAGGAAGUACUUAAGAAGACUGACUUCACAUUUUACAAGGUUGUGAAGACGAAGAUCCAGAAUGCUGUUGGUCAUCACUUCGGAGUGCAACCACAGUCACUGUACCUGACACAUCCAACAUUUUUUUCACGCCUCAAUGCUGCUCCUGCCCUAACAAUACAUGAUGAGUACUGGCAUCCACAUAUUGACAAGGAGACUUACGAAUCAUUCCAUUACACCUCUCUUCUUUAUCUUGCUGAUUAUGGACGUGACUUCCAAGGGGGAAGAUUUGUUUUCAUCGAUGGUGACAACACAAAUAGGACUGUAGAGCCAAGAAAAGGUCGAGUAUCUAUGUUUACUUCUGGCUCAGAGAAUGUUCACUAUGUGGAAAGGGUCACAUCAGGGACUCGAUACGCACUAACUGUAUCUUUCACGUGUGAUCAGAAAUAUGCCAUAGAUGACCCAACAUUGCCACCAUCUCCACCAAAGGAACUGAAACAAUAAAAUUUGUGGUUUAUUCAUUGUCUGUAAAAUUAAAAUAAAGAUUUGUACAAAACUGA
Zootermopsis nevadensis is the source of this 1266-nucleotide messenger RNA. Its product is annotated as 2-oxoglutarate and iron-dependent oxygenase domain-containing protein 3. NCBI's taxonomy places the organism in Eukaryota, Metazoa, Arthropoda, Insecta, Blattodea, Termopsidae. Gene Ontology annotation, molecular function: oxidoreductase activity, acting on paired donors, with incorporation or reduction of molecular oxygen; L-ascorbic acid binding; iron ion binding. Gene Ontology annotation, cellular component: membrane. The record is from RefSeq and is a predicted model, not a curated record.